UAUCCUGAUGUAGAAACUUCUUGAAUUAUUGACGUAAAAUGAGACUUAUGUCUUGAAUGACAUCAAUCUAUUUCAUGACAAUUCUGUGUCGUAAAUAAACAUGGCAAAUAUUAAACAUAUAAUUACUUUUGUUAUGUUAUGGAUUGUUACUAUGCAUUUGUGUAUCGCUAAGAGUAAGAAUGAUGAGCUCGAUUCAGUAACUUACUCUUCAUUUUUGUCUGUAAAACCUCAAGAUGAUCCUUACUUUCCCGACGACCAGUGGUUGGUUAAUGCUAUACAAGAGAUUGCUUAUUAUUUACGAAAUCACAAGUUCAAUGAAUGGGACCGAAGGCAUAUAAAAAAUAAACCUAAAAGUAGCUCCAUCGGUUUUUAUGCAGCAUUUCCUGAACCGAAAUUAAGAUCGGUUCAUUGGCAAGUUCGAGAAAACUGUGGCCAAAAUUUUUAUAAAUGUAUAUCGUACCUAUAUAGUGUUAUAGAUUCUGCGCCGUUUACAAGAAGUGAUGAUGUUUCCAUGAUGUUAAGUAGAAAUGAAUCGUUCAGUAACGAUACGGCUAUCAGUGAUUUGAACAAGGACUGCAAAAGAUCCCUUAAAUACGCAGAAAAAACAGGUCUGCCAUUUGAUACACCGUUUGAUAAGUUUUUUUGGCGAACGUCAGCGUCUUACUACAUGUGCUGGUACACUAUGUUAGGAACACCUGCUUUAUCUAUGAUUGGAGAAUCUUGCGAUAAUUUUGCAAAUUGCUUGGAUUCAAAAUUGCGACAUAGAAAUUACGAUCCUAGAUCUGAUGACAAAUUAUCAUUCGCCUGUGCUAUUCAUAGCUUUUGCCCAGACCCAUGUUGUCCAGUCAAGCGCGUGAGGUCAAUAGAUGAGUGUCCUAAUAUCAAAAAGAAUCCUUGUCUAAUAGAAAAUAAUAAGUCUGCUAAUAUAUCAAACCGACAAUGUUUAUUUAAUCGUCAAGAGAAUCAGAAUUUGGAAGAUAUUAUUGCGAAUAAUUGGAAUGUUUCUUGUCAUUGUAAAGAAAAAGGUUUUGAAUGGAAGUCGAAAUUUGGAAUGUGUACAGAUAUUAACGAAUGCACAAACAACCAGCACAAUUGUGAUGGUAAAACACAGACUUGUUUAAAUUUACCGGGCAGCUACCAAUGUAUAUGUAAAUGGGAUUAUUUUUAUGACCCCGAGAUUAAAAAAUGCGUUAAUCGGAACAUAGUCCUAAAACCUAGCCGUAACGAAAGCUUUAGCUAUUUUAAAAUAUUUGAUGAUUUCAAAGGGUUUUUGGAAUUAAUUGGAUUAUGGCAUACUCCUUAGGGAUAACAUUUUAUUCGUCCAUCUGUGUCUUUGUAUUUAUAUGUUAUGUUUUCUAGUAUUUAAUUUUUUUAUACAAGUACCUUAG
Trichoplusia ni (cabbage looper) is the source of this 1388-nucleotide messenger RNA. RefSeq lists its product as uncharacterized. The record is from RefSeq and is a predicted model, not a curated record. The coding region runs from base 101 to 1303 and encodes 400 amino acids. The transcript has a single exon. Gene Ontology annotation, molecular function: calcium ion binding. Lineage: Eukaryota; Metazoa; Arthropoda; Insecta; Lepidoptera; Noctuidae.